Messenger RNA from Fonsecaea pedrosoi CBS 271.37, 960 nucleotides. RefSeq lists its product as uncharacterized. The transcript is spliced from 3 exons. Gene Ontology annotation, cellular component: membrane. NCBI's taxonomy places the organism in Eukaryota, Fungi, Ascomycota, Eurotiomycetes, Chaetothyriales, Herpotrichiellaceae. Gene Ontology annotation, molecular function: signaling receptor activity. Bases 1 to 960 code for a protein of 319 amino acids. The record is from RefSeq and is a predicted model, not a curated record.
AUGGCACCCGCUCCUCGUCUUCGAGUUCCGCGCCCGCAGCCGGCAGAGGCGCCAAAAGAGACGGGGAUGACAUCCAUCAGCAAAGUCACAUCCACGCCGGGUAAGGCAGGACGCCCAGUUCUUCUCUCGUUCAAAGAAAUGCCGGAAUGGUACCGACGUGAAUCCAACCCGUGGAUCCUCCGUGGCUAUCGGCCUAUCUCAGGCUCGGUUCACGCAUCGUUCCGCAGCUGGUCGUACAUCCACAAUGAGUCGGUCAACAUCUAUUCCCACCUCGUCCCGGCCGUGGCCUUCCUGCUCGGCGAGUGGUAUCUUCAGCAGUACCUUGGCAGCAGAUACUCCGGAGUCACUGUCGCCGACUUGGUCGCUUUCUCCAUCUUCAUGUUGGCAGCCGUCACGUGCCUGUCGUUGUCGGCGAUGUACCACACCCUGAUGAACCACUCCCAACCUAUGGAACAUCUCUGUCUGCGACUGGACAUGCUGGGUGUAGUCAUCUUUAUACUGGGAGACCUUGUCUUGGGAAUAUACAUGGUUUUCUGGUGUGAAGUUUGGCCACGAAAUGUCUACUGGGUCAUGAUCGGAGUUUUUGGGUCAUUGACCAUCUUCAUGACAAUGCAUCCCAAGUACCAGGGUUCGAAACAUCGCCUCUUCCGAGCGUUGAUGUUUGUGGUGACUGGCUUGUGCGGUGUUGCGCCAUUGAUCCAUGGACUCAAUGUAUUCGGCAUGUCGCAGAUGAUGACAAAAGCUUUUCCCUACACUCUGGCAAAAGCAGGCUGCCUUCUAACUGGGACUUUAUUUUACGCAACUAGGUUUCCCGAGAGACGAUAUCCUGGUAAUUUCGACCUAUGGGGCUCCCACUCGAUCUUCCACGUCCUGGUGGUAUGCGCCGCUGUGGUCCAAUUAAUGGGGUAUCUGGAUGCCUUGGAUUAUGCUCACGCCAAUCUUACUUGCUCGUCUCAUUGA